CUCCUUUGAUCCGCUGCCGCUGCAACUCCGCCCGCGCCGCGCUUCCCAAAUAUUGCUGUACAUGUACCUUACUGCCACAUACGACCACAGUAGCCACUCAGCCUCGUGCGAUAUUUGCUCUGCGCAGCCAUCCAUAGGCAACAGGGGACCGAUCAACACCUGGAUAUGUUUAUGAUUAAUGGAUCCAUUCGAUAAGAAUUAGAUCUUAGUCCGUGUUUCUGUGAACGCGUUGAACAUUGCUCGAAUUUACGGAACCGAUCGGUCAAUCCUUGCGGUCUAAAGGCUUUAAUUCCUGAGUAGCGGGGGCAGAGAAUCGCUAGAGCUUCCUUUAGACAUGACUUUGCUUGAUUUGGUUUCCUCUGCUUAUGAGUUUCAGUGUGACGAUCGCAUUGAUCGAGAUGUUAUGACGAUUCUUGAAUGUCCGGAACAGGUCUAGUAUGGAAUUUGUCGUUGCAUUGUAUGCCUUGUCGCGGAGGUCCGUAGGAGCCUGUGAUUCCGAGAGAAAUAGCGUGGAAUUUCCCGGUGGCCGGUUUCGAAUGGAUUGGAGAGGAGGAAGCCAGAUCCAUGCCAGUGUCUCAAUGCGGGUGACAACGACUUAAUUGGAAAAUUCGUGAGGCGUGAAUGGAUUGCGACUCGUAGAAUGUACAUUGCUGGACGUUCGCGAGGAGUUAGGAUCUGAAGGUUGCAGCACUGCGGGCUGGCUUCUUUCGUUGGAGAUCAAAUGCCCAGCGGCGAUCGGCUCGACUACGAUUCUAGAUCCGCCAAAAGAAUUUAAAUCCACAGGGGAUCCGAAUCAACGAGGAUAUCUCGUAGAUUGCGCAUUGAGAAAGGGGUCGGAAGACCACAUGCGGUAACGCGAGCAAUGACGUUGUGUGUGUUCGUUAUCAUUUCCUAUCUUCUCUUCCACGUGCAAGUGGAGGCCACCCCAAGCGAAGAGCAAGCGCUUAAACAGCUGAAAAGAAAAUGGGAAGUGUCAUCUCCCAAGGUGCGUUCGUGGGAUGAAACCUUGGACGCUUGCGAGCAGAAUUGGUCUGGUGUCCUGUGCGCCGGUAACCAGACGAAUGAUACUGCAAUUGGCUGCGCUAUAUCUGAACCGACCUGUUUUGUUGUUGGCUUGAAGCUGGCGGUAGAGGGACUAACUGGAGAGAUACCAGAGGAACUGUCGAACUUGGUGAAUCUUGAGAGACUAGAUCUCCAUGGUAACAGUCUUGUAGGAGAAGUGUCGAAUAACCUCAAAGAAAGCUUCCAAAGCAUUUUGUUUCUCGAUCUGUCAUCAAAUUUCUUAAAUGGAACAAUUCCAUUUAAAGGAGCUUGGACCGCCAAGUUUGACCAAAACUGUUUCGCGCAAGAAAAUGGCUGUCAGAUGGCGGACAACAUGCGCAGUGUUUCGCUUUGCAGUGCGUACACAGUCGUCAAACUCCAGGCUUGUGAGUCCUGGGGUCAACAACGCCGGACGCUUCUCAUUAUGGUCUCAACAGUUGUAUCCAUCUGCACUGUGAUCAUUGUGAUCUUGAUGUACUGUUUGGUGAUGCGUGCAAGGGGAAAAGCCAUGGUAGAAGAUCAUUGCUCAAGUGAACCAUGUUUCACCUCAAGUCUUUACACCGAAUGUAAGCAUUUUACUUACCAAGAACUGGAAACUGCCACCAACAAGUUUAGUCAGAAGAGGCUUUUGGGUUCGGGAGGCUUUGGGUUAGUUUUCAAAGGGCAACUGGCAGAUGGAACCCACGUUGCAAUCAAACAACUGGAGAAGGGUUCGACUCAAGGAGAUGUCGAGUUCUGGAAUGAAGUUUUGAUCAUAGGCACUAUAAAGCAUCCUAACGUAGUUAGCCUACUCGGGUACUGCAAGUCUGCUUUGGGAUCGGAGCGCAUUUUGGUGUACGACUACAUGCCCAAUGGAAGUGUGCUUGAUGCUCUGCUCGAUGAAAGAGACGGAGCAUUUCCAUGGGAGCUCAGGUUUCGAGUGGCUCUUGGAGCUGCCAGUGGAUUGGAAUUUUUGCACGAGAAGUGUUCCCCGAAGAUUAUACACAGGGACAUCAAACCCUCAAAUAUCUUGCUGGAUGACAAGUACAACGCACGUGUAGGUGACUUUGGACUCGCCAAAGUUGCGUUGACCGAUCAGAGUCACGUGACAACAAUAGUUGUAGGGACACAGGGGUUUCUCGAUCCAGAGUACGCAUUGACUGGCAAAUUGACUGAGAAAAGCGAUGUCUUCAGCUUCGGUAUGUUGCUAUUUGUUCUGAUCAGUGGGCGCUGUACGAUGGAGACGAAAGCUUCGCAGCGACCAUCUUCCAGGCAGCGAGUGUCAGAAUGGAUGCAAGUGCUGGCCAAAGAAGGCGAGCUAUCUGAGCUGGUUGACCCCCGACUCAACGGCGUCUAUGACAGGAACCAGAUGAGUCGCUGCGCCCAAGUUGCCAUGAUGUGUACUCGUAUCCGUGCUGACACCCGGCCUUCGAUGGGAGACGUAAGACGACUACUCCAAGGCUUCACAUGCCAACAGCCUCUGAGCGCCGUCUCAUCUCCAGCUUACUCCCCCAGCCUCCUCUCUCUGCGGCAAACCUACGCGCCGUCUCCUUUCACCCCCAGCCCUCAGCUGCAAGACUCCUUCGACUUCAGUCCCCCGCUGUACACCCAGCCGCGGCCGGACAACGGUCUGUGUUCGCCCUUCACUCCUUACAACACGGGCUUCAAUCGCAAUCGCGCUCCGUUCAGUCCCAACCCCCCGACGUUCACCCCGACCCCUUUCUCCCCCAUGUUCACGCCCAAUCACAAUCGAGCUCCGCGGCAUUACAGCCCUCUGAGCCCGCAACGAGAGUCCGUGGACUAUCACCGAUCUGACGAGUUCGAUGGGGACUCAGCAUCGGGCCGUUCCGAUACCGACUACCGCAACACCCCAGCUCCGUACAUUAUCGGUCGAUAAUCUGAAGCGAGUGAUUCUCUUCGUACUCAUUUUCCUGUUCGAGCAAAUAUUCCAGUGGGCACUUUUACGACCCUGCUGCUGUUGUGUACAUGAAACCGAUCGAUCCAAACAGCAGUGUAUACACUGCUUAGCCUCCGGCUCCUUUGCACACGACCUCAUAUCCAUCCAUCGAUGCAGCUGAUGUGGUCCAAAAGUCAAGCAGAAGUUGCUGAUGAUGAUUAUGAUGACGGUUCAGGGAGAAUGUAGUACUAUUGGAGCCACCGUUGCCACUUUCACCACGACGUAGAUCAAGUACGUUUGGAUUGAAUCUACUAUAGCAGUAUACUUUAAAUAUACCGAGGGAUGCAGUCUAGUGUAGCUAAUACGAGUAAAAUAAUUUAACCAUUAGAAAUGAUCAUGAAUCAAUUCAUCGCUGCAAAUGCAGAUAUAUACUUCACAGCAACCAACCUAUGAGGAGCAAGCGAUAAAGCUUUCCAGCCCUCAUUUCCGGCCC
Messenger RNA from Marchantia polymorpha subsp. ruderalis, 3410 nucleotides. NCBI's taxonomy places the organism in Eukaryota, Viridiplantae, Streptophyta, Marchantiopsida, Marchantiales, Marchantiaceae. The record is from the annotation of a GenBank genome assembly.